Vespa mandarinia (Asian giant hornet) is the source of this 4199-nucleotide messenger RNA. It is a transcript of the gene nvy, whose product is annotated as CBFA2/RUNX1 partner transcriptional co-repressor nervy. Gene Ontology annotation, cellular component: nucleus. Gene Ontology annotation, biological process: negative regulation of DNA-templated transcription; DNA-templated transcription. Gene Ontology annotation, molecular function: transcription corepressor activity. The record is from RefSeq and is a predicted model, not a curated record. Lineage: Eukaryota; Metazoa; Arthropoda; Insecta; Hymenoptera; Vespidae.
GCCGUGCGCGCAUCACGUUUCGUCUUAUUCGUUCGUGUUUUUAUAUUCGAAUGAAAUUUUAAUCGUCGAAAUAGAAAUAGAAAUAGAAAGAUAAAUAUAUAUAUAUAUAUUCCCGACAAAAAAAAAAGAUUAUUUUCUAAUUUUUCAUGGAUAUAUAAUAUUAUAUAUCGAUUUUAUCGAGUUUAAUAUCUAGGGUAUUAUCUUUUUCGAUUGGAAAAAAAAAAGAAAAAAAAAAGAACUGGAUUAUUUGCUAUUUCUAUUCUCGAAAUUGAAUUUGGGAUUGGUUAGUGCUAUUUCAAAGAAAAGAAAAAAUAAAUACAUAAAUUAAGUGCAUUAUGAAGUACAUCGAAUUGCUGGAUUUUUUGAAAACUUCAAAACUGACUCGGAAAUCGCGCCGAUCGAAGCACAGGUUGAGAGGAUCGAGUGGUACCGCUAGCAUGAAAGUAGACGGUGGAGUGGCGAGUACGACGGUCCUUCAGAAAGUCAAGGUUAAGGAAGAGGCAAAGGAAUGUUGCGGCUUUCAGCAGGUCUCAGCAACAUCAGGGGGAUCGAGUGGGACGAGCGUGGUCGUUGUCGUUUCGACGGUGACAGCGGCGUCGACGACCGUUAUUGCAACGACAUCCAGCAAUUGCAAUAGCAAUGGUCUGACCACUGUGGGAAUAGCAGCCACCAUUGCGAGUACCUCUACAACCACCACUGUACCUACCACGUCCUCGACCUCGAAUGCUCUUCAAACCUCUGCCAUUAUCUGCCAUCCAUCUACCCCGAUAGCUGCUGUGGCCAGUAGUACGGCUCAGACACCUGAACCUUUGCCGGUAGACCUCGACCUCAAGAGUAAAAACAAGGUGAGUCCUACCAGCAGAGAUAAAACAACGAGGGAAGAGAAUAAUCAUCUUGAGGCACUCUCACCGUCUUCUCAACAUCAUCAAAGACAUGGCUUGUCAACUACCAACACGCCUCAGACUCAAACCAAUGGCUCUCGAUCAGAGUACAAAGGUCAGUUGGGUUGCUCUAGGUCAUCGGACAACGAUAGUCCUAUGUCUUCACAUCCUCUCAAACCUGAUCUUGAGGAAUCCACUGGAGGAACGUCAACCGGAACAUCAGCUAGUUCGACCUCUACUGUUCCUACCGUUACUGCCUCUACCACAAGUGGAUCUUCAGCCACCUGCAGAAAUGAGGAACAGGUCGAGGCCAAUCCACUUCUGUCAAAUGGCGUCAGGUGUAUCACUGGGGUCUUUGCUGGUCAUGGAAAACUUAAAAGGCUACUUGGUACACUCGUACAAUUUGCAACUGAUAUAUCAGCCGACACUGGAGACACUGUACGGACCUUGGUACUUGCUCUUUUGAGUGGUACUAUGACUGCCGAAGAAUUUCACUCUGCUUUGCAAGAAGCUACGAACUUUCCAUUGAGGGGAUUCGUUUUGCCAUACUUAAAACAUACUUUACCAUCUUUACAAAGGGAUUUGAACACGGCUGCUAGAGCUGGUAACCAGACAUGUGCACAAUUCCUUCGAAAUAACGAAACAGCGAUUUUGGAAGCGGUCGGAUUGGUACCGUCGGGCGAAUCCGUAGAAAUUUUUGGAGAACAUGGUAGCAGCGGUCUUGGAAGUGGAAACGCCGGUAACCAGUGUCCCGCGUAUUAUUCGAUGCGUUCUAGCUCUAAUCCGAAUGUCGGCGCCAUUCAACACGCGAACAAUACCACGAAUGCUUUGCACCAUUACUCUGGCUCCUCUCAUGCACCGAAACGUCGUGCUUCAGACACCCCGUACUAUGAAAACGGUACCCUACUCGAGGAUAUACCUGUUUACGGAAAAAGGCCUAAUCCAUGGGGUGCCCAUCACCAACAACAACAACAACAACAACAACAACAACAACAACAACAACAUCAGCAACAACAGCAAACGGAAAAUUCAUCAUCCUAUUGUUGGUAUCAUCCGCUUCACGCAGCGGGUGGAUCCAUUCAAGGCCACGCACACGGACAUGGCCACGGGCCUAGUCCAAUUCCACCAAGCCUAGUUCAAAUUAAUCAGAUAAAUGCUUUCUCGGCCCCCCAUCAUUUGUCCCAACAGCAACAGCAGCUGAGUCACGUUCAAAACGGUUCUAGCCUCGACGACGAAUGGAAGAACAUUCAUGUGAUGUUGAACUGUAUUCUUGGCAUGGUAGAAAAGACGAAGAGAGCUUUGGCUAUCCUUCAAAGACGAGGUUGUUCCAGUCCUGCUGCAACACCUAUACCACCGCCAAAUGUGGUCGCACAGAAUGGUAAUGCCAACAACACUACUACCAAUAAUCCUUCAACCAAUGGUGCUCAAGUAGAAUCUUCAACGGGUGAUAGAGAUGGUAGCUUGAAACGUUUGUCUGGAGAAAUUGUUGCUCAAACAAUCAGAGCUACUGAGGAUAGGGUUGCUGAGGUGAAAAGAAGAGCAGAAGAAGCCGUGUUAGAAGUAAAAAGAGCAGCUGUUGCUGAAGUUCAAAGAGCAGUUGCAGUAGCGGUUGCCGAGUCGAGAGCGAGCGAACGUCUGAGAGUACACAGACUUUUAGACUUACCACUAUCUCAAAGAAGUCACGUUGGUGUCCGUCAAGCUUCAUUCGUUAGGGUUCACGGAAGUCCCAACGUGGUAGAGACCAGUGGUAGAACUGCUCCAACACCUACAACUACUUCUAAUUCGGCACCGUCCACUACCGAAGAUGACAAGGAUACACAUUUGACUAAUAUAAUAGGAUCAAAUUGUUGGAAUUGUGGCAGACCAGCAUUAGAAACAUGCGGUGGAUGUGGGAUCGCAAGAUAUUGCGGUUCCUUUUGUCAACAUCGCGAUUGGGAGGCUGGUGGUCAUCAUGCAACGUGCAAUAAUCCUUUACCACGAGAACCUCGAAGAUCAUCUUCGCGUAGUCCGCCUAGAAUCGGUACAGCUAACGUCACUGGAAAUAUCAACGACGCGGAAGGUUCAACCGUGUCGGCCACAGCAAAUACCAUCUCCAAAGGGAAGUGACGACAUGAAGGAAAGAGUCACGUUCCAUUACGAUUAGCCAGACCGAUCUAUUUUGAUCCACGCUGAUGUUUCCUCACAGAAGACUCAGAAACUUCUUACUUAAUUAUCGACUCUAUUAUACUUUCGACUCGCUUUCAUAUUUUUCUUUCCUUUUUCCUUUUUAAAGAAUUUUGUUGAUUAAUCUCGAAGUAUGGAUUGUUUAAAAUACGAUUUAUACAAGGAUGCAUUUUAUUAUCGUAACGAUUUGUUCUUGUCAUUAGACAAAUUUGUUAUUGUUUUUAUGUUGUAUAUCGAAGGAAAAUUAUAUUGAAAAUGUUGAGUAAUCGAGUAAGUUGUGAUUCGUUUUGUAAGAUCAUUUUUUUUAUGACGAUCAACUGGAAAAAAGAAUGAUCCUUGUAUAGUUCUUGUAAAUAUCACAUUAAUGAAAUGUAAUAGAAAUGUGUGAACGUAUCCGAAUACGUAUGACGUUUGUUGGGUAUGAUGAGCGUCCUAGGCUUGUACCAUUGUUCAUCUGUGUUGCUAAUUCAUAGUCAACAAUUCACCUUGAAUGUGCAUGCACUUGGUACGAAAAAUUGGUGUAAAGGUUCUUCUAUUCAAUGACAAUUAUCAAUUUCCCAAUAUCCGUAGUGAUCAAACACAUUGUCUUACGUAUCAAACAAAGAUCAUUUACAUCUAAAGAUCAAAUUCUAUUUGACAAAAUCGUAAGAUAUUCUUUGUACCAAAGAUCGGUGUUUUUUCCUAUAUGAAAUCUUUCAAUAUAUUACUAUCUCGCAUUCUUUUAUUUAUUCGCCAUAUUGCUCUUUCUCUCUGUCUGUCUCUAUAUCUAUUUCUCUUUCUCUCUCUUUUAAUAUUCCAUCGAGAUGCAAUUGUAAUCUAACAGUAAGAUCCAACAUGCGAUAGGAUUUGAUCGCUUUUAACGAGCGUACACAACAAACGGCUUACAUCGAUUUUACCCUAGUCAAUUGAUAGACUUAACGAUUGUAAUGACAGAUGUAACAAAAAAUUCUUACUUCGAUCAAUCGAAUUAUAAUUAAUUGUGUAUCUUAAAGUCUAGUCAUGCGUGGUUGCGAGGAGACGAUUUUAUUGGUUAUACAUAUUAGAAAAUUUUCCUCGAACUUAGAUAACGAUUUAUUGUAAUUCCUUCUGGGCACAUUGCAUUGCAGGAACGUACGAUGAAUUUUAUGAAAUGUAUUUAUGAAAUAACACGUCAAA